UGUGACGUCAGCGCCGGAACCUGGAAUCCCGGCUCCCGAAGCGAAGGCGGGGAGGUGGCGGCGGCUGGAGCUGGUCUCCCGCGGCCUCUCGGCGGCGCUGGGCACAACCAUGAGCGAAUCCAGCGCUAGUGGGCUCCCACCCGGCAGACCCAGCAGGCAGCCCUUCAUCCACCAAGAGAACCUCUCUUUGGACUCCAGUUGCUUUUCUCCGCCUGUGACUUUCCUUCAAGAAUUGCCCAGCUACCGGUCCAUUGCUCGGAAGAGGACAACUGUCCUGUCCCGGGACAAGCAGAGUGGUACUUUGCUGAAGCCCGCAGACUCUUACAGCCACCAGCUGGAGAGAGGAAUCGCCGAAAACCUCAAUAACCAAUCCAUUCGGAAGUACGCACUGAACAUCUCGGAGAAGCGAAGGCUAAGGGACAUUCAGGAAACCCAAAUGAAGUACUUAUCUGAGUGGGACCAGUGGAAACGGUAUAGCAGCAAGUCGUGGAAGCGGUUCAUUGAGAAGGCUCGUGAGAUGACGACCCACCUGGAGCUGUGGCGGGAGGACAUACGCAGCAUAGAAGGGAAAUUUGGCACCGGGAUCCAAUCCUACUUCUCCUUCUUACGGUUUCUGGUGUUGCUGAAUUUGGUUAUAUUUCUGAUCAUCUUUAUGCUGGUUUUGCUCCCCGUCUUGCUCACCAGAUACAAGAUCACCAACAGCAGCUUUGUGCUCAUUCCCUUCAAAGACGUGGAUAGUCAAUGCACAGCAUAUGCAAUAAGUAGUUCUGGACUCACUUACUUUUACACUUACAUCAUAGACUUACUUUCUGGCACCGGUUUCUUGGAGGAUACCUACCUCUUUUAUGGACAUUACACCAUUGACGGGGUGAAAUUUCAGAACUUCGUCUAUGACUUGCCUCUGGCUUAUUUAUUAAGCACGAUUGCCUACCUGGCCCUGAGUCUUCUUUGGAUAGUGAAAAGGUCAGUGGAAGGGUUCAAAAUCAACCUGAUCCGGAGUGAGGAGCACUUCCAAAGUUACUGCAACAAGAUCUUCGCGGGCUGGGAUUUCUGCAUCACCAACCGCAGCAUGGCAGACCUGAAGCACAGCAGCCUGCGCUAUGAGCUCCGGGCAGAUCUGGAGGAAGAAAGAAUUCGGCAGAAAAUAGCAGAAAGGACUUCAGAAGAAACAAUACGGAUUUACUCUCUGAGGCUGUUUCUGAACUGUCUCGUGCUGGCUGUUUUAGCAGCAUGCUUUUAUGCCAUCUAUAGAGCAACGAUAUUCUCGCAAGAACACAUGAAAAAGGAAAUUGACAAGAUGGUCUUUGGAGAGAACCUCCUGAUAUUGUACCUGCCUUCUAUUGUGAUCACGCUGGCCAAUUUUAUCACCCCGAUGAUCUUUGCCAAGAUCAUCCACUAUGAGGAUUAUUCCCCAGGCUUUGAGAUCCGGCUGACGAUCCUUAGGUGUGUCUUUAUGCGGCUGGCCACCAUCUGUGUGCUGGUGUUCACCCUGGGCUCCAAGAUUACAUCCUGCGACAACUACUCGUGUGAGCUCUGUGGCUACAACCAGAAACUCUACCCGUGCUGGGAGACCCAGGUAGGGCAGGAGAUGUACAAGCUGAUGAUCUUCGACCUCAUCAUCAUCUUGGCUGUGACGCUUUUUGUGGAUUUUCCCAGAAAGAUCCUCGUGACCUACUGCUCCUCCUGGAAGCUGUUCCAGUGCUGGGGCCAGCAGGAGUUCGCCAUUCCCGACAACGUCCUGGGGAUCGUUUACGGACAAACCAUUUGCUGGAUCGGUGCCUUCUUCUCGCCCCUCCUUCCUGCAGUCGCCACCCUGAAGUUCAUCAUCAUCUUUUACGUGAAAGAGAUCAGUCUUAUUUACACCUGCAGACCCUCCCCCAGGCAGUUCAGAGCCUCCAAUUCUAAUUUCUUCUUCCUGUUGGUGUUGUUGAUCGGGCUGUGUUUGGCAAUAAUACCUCUGACCAUCAGCAUGGCACGCAUCCCUUCCUCCAAAGCCUGUGGGCCGUACACCAACUUCAACACCACCUGGGAAGUGGUCCCCAAGACGGUGAACACCUUUCCCAGCUCGCUGCAGUCCCUGGUCCACGGCAUCACCUCGGAAGCCUUCGCAGUGCCUUUCUUCAUGAUCAUCUGCCUCGUCAUGUUUUACUUCAUCGCCCUCGCCGGAGCACACAAGCGGGUGGUCCUGCAGCUUCGGGAGCAGCUGUCUCUGGAAAGUCGUGACAAGCGUUAUCUAAUCCAGAAACUAACAGAAGCCCAGAGGGAUAUGAGGAACCGGCUAGAAUGAUGGCGAGAUGCUGCUGCUUGGGGCAUAAAAGCUGGCUGGUGACCUGCCAGCCUACAAAGCCCACCUGGGAUUUUAGUGAAAAUUUUUAAAUAUAUUUUUCUGGAGUUUGGGGCUUUCCUGAAAGUGGCUCCAUCCAUGGCCGGUUUUUACAUCCCCCAGCCCCUAUUUAGGGCUUUAGGGACUUAGAAACGCCAGGUCAAGGCUCUGUCUUUGCCUGGGACCCAGUAGCUCAGGGACAGGUCGACACAGACUUAGGAAGCUGUUGAUGCUUUCCUGCCAAAAUUCAAGAGACCAUUUAUAUUUCUACAAGCUUAUUUGUAUUGUCUUUUGAAGUUAACUGCAGGGGUUCUCUGUCUGUGAGCCUGGGUUCUUCUGAACCAGGAUCUAGGGCUUUAGGCCGAGACGUGUCCCUUCUACUUCUUAGAAGUAGGGACUGUCUUGAAUUCAGUUCUAUAGACUUAAACUGGAGCCUUUUUGUUUGUUUGUUUGUUUUGGUUUUUUUUUUUUUUUUUUAGGGCCACACCCGUGGCAUAUGGUGGUUCCCAGGCUAGGGGUCGAAUCAGAGCUGUAGCCACUGGCUUACGGCCACAGCCACAACAAAGUGGGAUCCAAGCAGCAUCUGCGACCUACACCACAGCUCUCGGCAACACCACAGCUCACGGCAACGCCGGAUCCUUAACCCACUGCAUGAGGUCAGGGAUCGAACCCGAGUCCUCAUGGAUGCUAGUCAGAUUCGUUAACCACUGAGCCACAAAGGAAACUUCUAACAUUAAUUUCUUUUUUUUGUUUUUUGUUUUUUUUUCUUUUUAGGGCUGUACCCAAAGCAUGUGGAAGUUCCCAGGCUAGGGGUUGAAUCAGAGCUGCAGCUACUGGCCUAUACCACAGCCACAGCAACACUGGAUCCUUAACCUACUGAGCAAGGCCAGGGAUCUGGAGCCUUUUUUUUUUUUUUUUUUUUUGAAUGGAGAAAUCCCACCCGGAUUUUAGUGAUGUUUGGAACAUAAUGGGAGCAUAGAGAGGAUGGUUAUAUAAUUUCACCAACAUGAUAAGAGAGAAAAAAGCCCGUCUUGUGCUGUGAAUAAUAAGCAAGGACCUGAGUGAAGAUGAGGCAAACAGCUGCAGGAUGGCUCCCUGGGCAUUUGCUGUAGCCUCAUUACUCAGGGGAAGUUCCUUUCAUCACCCCAUUAUCCACACGCCUUCCGUUCCCUCCUAGUCCUGCAUUUGAAGACUUGGCAGAGGCAAUUUGUCUCUCAUUUCUCCAAAUACCCUUUCCCUUCCUGCACUAAUACUUCAGAGCCAGGCUGGAAAGAGCCAUCCAGUAUUUGAGUUGUGGGUUUAUGUGCACAAGUGUUUGGGCACGUGGGUUGCAGCCACAGGCCAGCCAGGUGCAGGUGCACCCAACUAGACCAAAUGCUGACAUCUUAAACACACAUGUUCGUGUUUUUAAGGGUGGAUGGUUGUUUCCUUGUGCUUAAAAUUUUUAGUUUUAUCUGACAAAACAUGCAGAGUCUCUCUUGAGAUUUCCAUUACCGUAAAAACCCGAUGCAAUAAAUACCUCAUCAUAAGCUGACAUGAAAUUGAUAGCUUUAAACCUUGGAAUAUAAGCCUAAUGUAAUGCUAAUGUAAUGUUCUCAUGGUGAUACCGUCAGUGUCUCCUUCAAAGCACUGUAGGUUUGUAACAGACCCUGUGUGCCCUUCUUCCAUUGUUUUGCAUCCUUUCAUGGGCUCCAGACCUUUCCUGGGGUAGCCUGGAAUUUUAAGGUGGAGGCAGGUAUUAAAAAGCUGCUGCUGUAAAGACGGGUUCCCACCCUUAGCCCCGUCCCCCCGUUACUCAAAGAUGGUUGACGUCUUGCUCUGAGGAGCAAAAGCAAGCUUACCACGGUUUAUGCAUUUCAAUGUAUUUGUCCCUUUGCCAGACCUUUCAUUUUGCACCUCCACAGUUAGUAUGAACACUGGAUUUUUUUUUUUUUGGUCUUUUUUUUUUUUGUCUUUUGAGGGCCACACCUGCGGUAUAUGGAGGUUCCCAGGUUAGGGGUCUAAUCAGAGCUGUAGCCUCUGGCCUACACCACAACCACAGCAAAGCCAGAUCCAAGCCACGUCAGUAACCUACACCACAGCUCAUGGCAACGCCGGAUCCUCAACCCACUGAGUGAGGCCAGGGAUCGAACCCACAACCUCAUGGUUCCUAGUCGGAUUUGUUUCUGCUGUGCCAUGAUGGGAACUCCUGGAUAUUUUUUGAUAUCCUCUGAGACUGCUGAGCUGUUCAAGCUUUUCCUGUCUUGUUAAGGUUUAUGAAUUUUUAAGUCCAAUAGCUAGUGUCAGGGAAUUUCAAGCACACAAAAAGCUCAUUCCAUUCUCACUUUUAAAAAGUUCUAAUUGUUGACAUUUUUGUCUAGAGCAUUUGUAUGUAUAGCAUCCUUGCCUUUACCAUGCUUCUGAGAACAGUCAAGUUUUCUGUAUGUGUGUGUGUGUGUGAGAGAGAGAGAGAGAGAGAGAGAGAGAGUGAGAUGAAAGCUGUGUUUUCUUUCCCUAGUACACUGAAAUGUGCUAAUAUAUUCAAUUUAGUUACAUGCUGCUAAUUUGCCUACUUCUUACUUGAAUGUUUUUAUAUAUUUGGAUAACUUUAAUAACUGCAGGUGAUGUCUCUAUAAAUGUUCAAGUGCAGCUCUAACGAAUGUGCAUUAAAACUACUGAUUAAAUUGUGUCUGGAAGGUUUGAAAAUG
Sus scrofa (pig) is the source of this 5010-nucleotide messenger RNA. It is a transcript of the gene TMC7, whose product is annotated as transmembrane channel like 7. The record is from RefSeq and is a predicted model, not a curated record. NCBI's taxonomy places the organism in Eukaryota, Metazoa, Chordata, Mammalia, Artiodactyla, Suidae. Gene Ontology annotation, molecular function: mechanosensitive monoatomic ion channel activity. Gene Ontology annotation, cellular component: plasma membrane.